UUGUUAUGAGUCUUGAGUUUUCGUCAGAUAACUUUGAUUUGAUUCUCUCUACUAUGCAUGAUUAAACACCGGGUUAUGUUUUGUGAAUGCAGUUGUGGAGGAUCAGCGAGACCACAUUUCAGUUGAGGGUGUUCAAAAAGCAAUUCAUGGGAACUAAAAGGAAUGGGAUUGAUAUAGUUGCCGAGGAAAAGAAGCCCCGGCGAUCAGAAACGUUUGAGAUUGUGAGAGAUCCCAGCGAUUCAAGCUGUGUUAGGAUCAAAGUGCCCUGGCCUGAUGGGUGCUUUUUACAGGUGAACAAGGAGGGCUAGUGACAGCUGAUUCAAAAGGGGAUGGCAAUUGGGGAGACGAUGAUCCAUCUGUUUUCGUCAUAACUAAUGAUGGGGGCCUUUGUGGCGAGUAUCUAGUAACAAAUGGUUACGGUCCAGUUAGGGCACCACAAGUUAUGCAGGAAUGUUUUGUUUAAGAAGUAAUGUGAUGCAUAAUUAUGUGCUCCAAAAAUUGAUGCGACUUUGGUGUACGUUUUAGGAGCACUGGAGCACAUUCAUAGUAGAAAAGACUUCAAGUUCAUAUCUGAGAAUGGAUUGAACGCAGUGAGAAUUCCUGUUGGGUGGUGGAUAGCUAGUGAUCCAACUCCUCCACUGCCUUAUGUUGGGGGAUCCUUUCAAGCCUUGGACAAUGCCUUCUUAUGGGCGCAGUAUGUUUGUUAGAACCCCACACUUCGUCUUCAACUAAAGGACUGUUAAUUCACUAGUGAAUUUGGAUCAACGAAUAAAAAACCUUAUGAAGAUGGGGACAAAUUUAUCAAAGAUUUGUACUUCAUCUGGUGGUUUUGUGUUCGCAGAAAAUAUGAGAUUAAGGUUAUUAUUGUUCUGCAUGCUGCACCGGGCUCUCAAAACUGUUGGAACCACAGUUCUACUAGAGAUGGGUCUCAAGAAUGGGGAUUGUCUGACCAAAACAUACAACAAACAGUUGAAGUUAUAGACUUCCUAUCUGCCAGGUAUAAUCCGAGUAUGCUUUUAGAAAAGCAACAAAAUUUUGUGUUUGAGACGCUGUUUUUUUCUUGAUACUUUGCAGUGAAAGGUUUCUGCAUCUAUAGCAUUACUGGAUGGUAACAACUGGAAUCUCACUUGUACUUUGCUUUUUGUGGACAUAUAAGUAUGCUAAGAACCCGAGUCUUUAUGCCGUUGAGCUGAUCAACGACCCUCUCUCCCCUGGAGUCUCCCUAGAUAUCAUGACCAAGUACUACCGUGCUGGCUUCAACGCUGUUCGAAAACACUCAACAGCAUAUGUGAUUAUGUCAAAUCAGUUAGGACCAGCUGAUCCAAAAGAACUCUUUCCUCUUGCCAGUGGGUUCACAAGAUCCGUCAUUGAUGUCCACUACUACAACCUCUAUUCUGAUAGCUUCAAGCAAAUGUCUGUCCAACAAAACAUUGAUUUUGUCAACACCUACCGGUCAGCGCAACUGAGUCAAGUUACUACAUCCAACGGGCCUCUAACUUUUGUAGGAGAAUGCGCAGCUGAAUGGGAUCAGCAUAGGAGGGCUACAAAACUGGAUUACCAAAACUUUGCCAAGGCCCAAUUACAAGUCUACGAGCGGGCUAGUUUUGGGUGGGCUUACUGGACUCUUAAGAAUGUGCACAACCACUGGAGUCUGGAAUGGAUGAUCAAUAAUGGUUAUAUAUAUAAGUCUUGAGUCAAAUCCGUCAUCCGGAGCCCGCUUCGGCGACGAGGUUUCUUGGCGACUUUGGAUUCAGUAUGGCAAAGCUACAGAUCUACAGAGACCGUGCUAUUGCUUUGUUUUUCCCAUCCCUUGGUGGGGGUGUUUCUCUCUUUUUACGGAGCUUUUACACCCCUCUUGGGUUAUUUCUUUCGGAAACCUUAUGGACUUCAUCUUUGUUCAUUUCCAUUGGUUUGGG
This is a messenger RNA of Rhododendron vialii, 1916 nucleotides long. Its product is annotated as glucan 1,3-beta-glucosidase-like. The coding region runs from base 1106 to 1693 and encodes 195 amino acids. The transcript is spliced from 3 exons. Gene Ontology annotation, molecular function: actin filament binding. Gene Ontology annotation, biological process: establishment or maintenance of cell polarity; cell migration; actin filament bundle assembly. Gene Ontology annotation, cellular component: actin cytoskeleton; cytoplasm. Lineage: Eukaryota; Viridiplantae; Streptophyta; Magnoliopsida; Ericales; Ericaceae. The record is from RefSeq and is a predicted model, not a curated record.